Oryzias latipes (Japanese medaka) is the source of this 2697-nucleotide messenger RNA. RefSeq names its product component of oligomeric golgi complex 5 (gene cog5). Gene Ontology annotation, cellular component: COG complex. The record is from RefSeq and is a predicted model, not a curated record. NCBI's taxonomy places the organism in Eukaryota, Metazoa, Chordata, Actinopteri, Beloniformes, Adrianichthyidae. Gene Ontology annotation, biological process: intra-Golgi vesicle-mediated transport.
AGCCAACUGGAAAAUAAAUCUCAAACGAAGAAGAAACAGAAGCGACGUCAAAUGCGGAAACAAGAUGGAGGACCGAAGAGGAGUUUGGACGAAUUCUAUCCUGAAAGAUGACUGUUACACGGAGUUCGUGGGGGACGACUUCGACGUGAAGACGUACGCCGCCCAGGUCAUCCAGCAUGCCGUGAUCGCGGAGCAGCUGGGCGGACUCGCGCAGGGCAUCAGCCGGCUGGACAAGGAGCUGCACGGACAGGUCGUUGCGAGACAUGAGGACUUACUGGCUCAGGCCACCGGGAUCGAGUCUCUUGAAGGAGUUCUUCAGAUGAUGCAGACCAGGAUCAGUGCUCUGCAGGCAGCUGUGGACAGGAUGAAGACCAAGAUUGUGGACCCUUACAACAAGAUUGUGGCCCGGAUCACACAGUUAGCCAGACUGCAGGUGGCCUGUGACCUCCUGAGGAGGAUCAUUCGGAUCUUGUACCUCAGCAAGAGGCUGCAGGGGCAGCUGCAGGGCGGCAGCAGGGAGAUUACCAAGGCAGCUCAGAGCCUCCAUGAACUGGACUACCUGUCUCAGGGUGUGGAUCUGAGCGGCAUCGAAGUGAUUGAGAACGACCUGCUGCUGAUCAGCAGAGCCCGGCUGGAAGUGGAGAACCAGGCCAAGAGGCUGCUGGAGCAGGGCAUGGAGAUUCAGAACCCCAGCCAGGUUGGGACAGCCCUGCAGGUCUUCUACAACCUGGGCAGUCUGGGAGAGACCAUCAGGUCUGUAGUGGGGGGCUACCAGACUGCCAUAAAGGAUCACAUCUGCAGCGCCCUGGACAUCAAGGGGCUGACUGUGCCAGCAAACCCCAGAGGUGCUCCUGGUAGAGCAGCCCUUCCCGCUCCAGGAAACACCGCCGCCUGCCGUGCAGCUCUGUGGACCAACCUGGAGAAACUGAUGGACCACAUCUGUGCCGCAUGGACACAGGUGCAGCACUUGCAGAAGGUCUUGAUGAAGAAGAGGGACCCCGUCAGUCAUGUGUGCUUCAUCGAGGAGAUUGUCAAGGACGGUCAACCUGACAUUCUCUACACCUUCUGGACGGACGUCACCAGCACCCUGAACGAUGAGUUUCACAGAGCGGCUGAAGCCUCGUCCUUCCUGAAACAAGCGCUUGAGGGGGAGUAUCCCAAACUGCUGCGACUCUACAACGAGCUGUGGCGCCGCCUGCAGCAGCACAGCACUGGCCCGCAGGGGGCGCCAACGAGUGCAGCGAUGGACGCGUCUCUGGACAUCGGUACUACAGAAACGGACGCGUCCGAGCUUUUCAUGAAUAUCAAACAGGACUACAACCCGGAGAAAGCUCUGAAGGAUUCCCUGCAGGAUUACGAGUCUGCUUACCUGUCCAAGUCCCUGUCUCGCCUGUUUGAUCCCAUCAACCUGGUGUUUCCCUUGGGGGAGCGCAGCCCCCCCUCCAACGACGAGCUGGAUGGCAUCAUCAAGACUAUCAGCAGCGAGCUGAACGUCGCCGCGGUGGAUCCACACCUAUCCACCUCUGUGGCCAAGAACGCCGCCAAGACCGUGCAGCUCUUCUGCGUGAAGUCCGAGCAGCUGCUGUGCACUCAGGGCGAUGCCAGCCAGGUGAUUGGUCCGUUAACAGAGGGUCAGAGGAGGAAUGUGGGCGUGGUGAACUCCCUGUACCGCCUGCAGCAGGGCGUCCUGAAGAUCCUCUCUGGUCUGGUCUCAUGUCCGCCGCCUGCAGUGGAGGCCCUCUCUUCUUCUCUGGAGGCCGUGCACUCGCUGAUGGGCAGUGCGCUGGCACCCUUGCUGCAGUCUGUGAGCGACUCCAUUGAAGCCAUCAUCUUCACCCUUCACCAGGAGGACUUCUCCGGGCCCGUGUCCAGCCCGGAUAGGCCGGAUGUCCCGUGUUCCCUGUACAUGAAGGAGCUGCAGGGCUUCAUCAGCAGGGUGAUGGCCGACUAUUUCAGACCCUUCCAGUGUGCAGACUUUAUCUACGAGAAGACCGAGGCCAUCGCCCAGAGAGCCAUCCAGCUGUUUGUUCGCCACGCCAGCCUGCUGCGCCCGCUGGGGGAGGGCGGCAAAAUGAGGCUGGCUGCUGAUUUUGCACAGAUGGAGAUGGCCGUGGCGCCGCUGUGCAGGAGGGUGUCUGAUCUGGGGAAGUCCUACAGGAUGCUCCGCUCCUUCAGGCCUUUCCUGUUUCAGACCAGCGAGUUGAUCGCCGCCAGUCCAGCUGUGGGAGACCUGAUCCCCUUCAGCACCCUGCUCCACUUCCUGUUCUCCAGAGCCCCCCCUGAGCUCAAGUCACCCCACCAGAGAGCAGAGUGGUCCGUCGCCCGUUACUCCCAGUGGCUGGACGACCACCCCUCUGAGAGAGACCGCCUCUCCCUCAUCAGGGGCGCCCUGGAAGCCUACGUGCAGUCAGUCCGGACCCGGCAGGGGAAGAAUUUCGCCCCCGUCUAUCCCAUCAUGCUCCAGGUCCUCCAAAAAGCCACCAGCGGACCAGAGGCCUGAUGAGUUCAUGCUGGGUUUUCAAAUGGGCCACUUCCACUGGUUGGGUGGGGGCUCCUCCACCAGGGGCUCCCAUGGUUUCCACUCAGACAUUUUCCUGGACAGAGCCAGCUCGCACUCGGCCUGCAGACAGGACACAGACUGGGGGUCAGGGGGGGGUUAACAUUGAGGAAAAUAAAUCCAAACUGUAUAAACAAAGU